AGUCUAUUGAAUUAAUCACAAUGUGAUAUUUUUGUCGCCGAAAAAAAAUCUGCUUUGUACCCUUUCCUGAGAAGGCGCACGAGUGAAAGGGAGCGCGAAACGCAGCAGCGCAUCGGUAGUCUUAUCUGCGUCCUUAUUAUGGUUCUUAUUGGGUUCUUCAUAUCUAUCUCUGACUGGGAAUCUUAAAUUGAAGUUAUGUCUCUGCGCCUCACUUUCCCCUCUCCCUCCGCAGUCUGCUCGGCGGCGCGUUCUCCCCGGCUGCCCUCUAAGAAGACGACACUUGAUAAAAAGCAGAGCCUCACCACCUUAGGCUUCGGCGGCGACAAGAAACAUGAACUAUGGCGUUGCGUUGAGGGUUGUGGGGCCUGCUGCAAGCUCCAGAAAGGCCCUUCGUUUGCCUCUCCUGAAGAAAUUUUUACGCGCCCUUCUGAUGUUGAGCUCUAUAAAAGCUUGAUAGGUCCAGACGGAUGGUGUGUUCAUUUUCAAAAGAGCACUCGAACUUGUUCCAUUUACGCUGAUCGUCCGUACUUCUGUCGCGUAGAGCCAGAUAUAUUCGAAUCUUUAUACGGAAUACACAGAAAAAAAUUCAACAAGGAGGCCUGCAGUAGCUGCAGGGACACCAUUAAGGCAAUUCAUGGCUCCAAUUCGGAGGAACUACGCAAUUUCAAUUACUCAAUAAGGAGCUCUUCUAGUUAGUUUUUAAGACUUGCGCAUUGUUACUGCUCCAGCUCUUUUUCGUUGCUGUUCAUUCUUAAAGCUGCUGGACUUUUCUGGUUUGAGUGCUCACAGAUGAUUCGAAACAACUACGACAACCAGAGAUAGGGAAAUCGUUAUAUUUCAUAGUAUUCCGAUGAACAAGAAACAUCGUAAUGCCAGAAUAGCCACGCAUUUACAUGAAAUUCCACAUUGUCCUCUUUUCCCCCAUACGUGUUCUGGGGAAUUUUCGCUGCACUUCAAUGCAGCAGUAUAGACUAUAGAGUUCUUCAUUGUGUAAUGGUGCAUUAUAAUAUGUGAUGAGAAAAAGGUUUUAUCAA
Molecule: messenger RNA, 1034 nt
Organism: Neltuma alba
Lineage: Eukaryota; Viridiplantae; Streptophyta; Magnoliopsida; Fabales; Fabaceae
Exons: 4
Coding region: 196-696 (166 amino acids)
Source: RefSeq, a predicted model, not a curated record